AUGAUACAGAGAACCGAUCUCCGUCAACCCCAGUCCAGCGCUGCCGCCGCUUCUUCGUCUGCGAGGCAGGAUGGCCCCGAAAUCUGGGGCCAGUGGUCAGGCAGGAGACAUUACUCCCUUGAGGUUGUCCAGCAUCCCCUGCGCGCCCGAAUGUGCGGGUUCGGUGACAAAGAUCGGAGGCCUUUAGCCCCUGCAGCAGUCGCCAAGAUGAUAGUUCGGAGAGAGGACGACUCAAUCGUCGACGUCGAUGAAGUUGACAGUUCGUUCUUCUUGGUAACCGUUGACUUAUGGUCAGCGGAUGGAAAACACGAAAUGAAUCUCGUUCUUCAUCCAUCUGCUACAGACCGUUAUGUACCCUCUCACUUGUCGUCCAAGAGUAAACGACGAGGUACGAAUGAUUCUGCUCCUGCAUCCCGACUAUCUGGAAAUCAAACUCCAGGAGGGCGCACAACCCCCACCCCUUCUCAGUAUCGCCCUGGGGACCAGGUUAGACUGAAACAUGACUGCGCCCACACUUCAUAUGUAGGCCAACCAUAUUAUGGGCCUCAGCCACCAAGUGAUGGUGUCAACUACUCUCAGGGAGCGCAGUAUGCCCAACAGCAACAGCCAGAUACCUCCAGCUGGAGCUAUACCUCCCAGGUGGAUCGCAGCGCAAGCUUCCCUCCUCCAGUACUUCCUUCGAUUCAUUCCUUCGGUCGGUCCAACAGCACCGCGUCGACAGACACAUGGCACUCCGAGUCUGAACCCACGAUUCUCCCAUACCGACCAUGGAAUCCAGACGCAAGCUACACUGCCCCAGAACACCACGUCGACCCAGCUCUUCGAACGCCAUCGUCAACCACAGAAACGCGCGAUCAAACGGGGUGGUCCCAGUCAAAUACAUAUAAUUCCUCUUCUUCGAAUCCCGAGACGGAACAAAGCGUAUAUGGUCACGCCCCUUACCACCAAGGCCAGCAUACUCCCUAUGCCCAAUAUCCUCAACCAGCACCGGGUUCUCCAGUUCCUUCACAUGCCGCAGCCGUCAACUCAUCAACCCCUCGACAACCCUACUAUACCCGUACCUUAGUUGGACCUCUGUCGGCAAAUGCAUGUCGUUUGCUUGAUGAACACCGGAAGCCUGGGAUUUUCUUCCUCUUCCAAGAUCUUUCAGUCCGUACGGAAGGCUCAUUUCGUCUGAGAAUGCGUCUCAUGAACGUUGGAGCUCCCCCCGCGCCGGAGAUAGGGGCUCAACGUGUUCACAACGACGUUUCUCCUGUGCUUGCACAAACAUUUACUGAGCAAUUCACCGUCUUUUCAGCGAAGAGAUUUCCUGGUGUGCCAGAUACUACUGCACUCUCCAUCGCGUUCGGCAACCAAGGCCAGAAACUACCUUUGCGAAAUCGGCACGGGUCCAACAAACGUCGGCGACGAGGUGAUUCGGAAUCAGAUGAUGAUUCUGAUGGGGCGUAG
Molecule: messenger RNA, 1449 nt
Organism: Psilocybe cubensis
Lineage: Eukaryota; Fungi; Basidiomycota; Agaricomycetes; Agaricales; Agrocybaceae
Exons: 9
Coding region: 1-1449 (482 amino acids)
Source: RefSeq, a predicted model, not a curated record